This is a messenger RNA of Dentiscutata erythropus, 705 nucleotides long. NCBI's taxonomy places the organism in Eukaryota, Fungi, Glomeromycota, Glomeromycetes, Diversisporales, Gigasporaceae. The record is from the annotation of a GenBank genome assembly.
AUGAUAAAAAUUGAAUUGCACACUGAUGAACUUUCUCAAGUUUUAUGCAUACUUGGUGGAUUCAUAAUAUGUUAUGGUUUGGUAUCUUAUUUAAUCAAAGAACGAUUGUACUUAUCUGAAGCUUUGGUAUCAACAAUUGUAGGGAUAAUUUUAGGUCCUGUAGCUUUACGUAUCUUGAAUCCUAGUGUAUGGGGAAAUCAAACUGAAAUUACUCAUGGAUUUACGCGAAUUGUUCUUGCCAUUCAAGUUAUGUUCUCUGGUGUAGCAUUACCAAAGGCAUAUCCAGUUAAAGAGUUCAAAUCUCUUAUGAUUUUACUUUUUCCUGUAUUGAUUUCCUCAUGGAUUUUUAGUGGAUUAUUAAUAUGGUGGAUAAUUCCACAAUUAACAUUUUUAGGAUCACUGGCAUUAGCAGCAUGUAUAACUCCUACUGACCCGAUUUUAUCAAAUUCAGUGGUUAAAGGAAAAUUUGCAGAGAAACAUGUUCCUCCUCAUAUUCGAAAUUUACUUUCAGCUGAAAGUGGAGCAAAUGAUGGUUGCGCAACUCCAUUUUUAUCUUUUGCAUUUUACCUAAUGGAGAGAGAAUCUGUUGGUCCAAUUAUUGGAAAAUGGAUUUUAAUUUCGUGGCUUUAUGAAAUUGGAGUUGCAAUUGUUGUGGGAAUUGGAUAUAUUGCAAGAAAGCUAUUAUAUUAUUCAGAACAAAAGUAA